Messenger RNA from Echinostoma caproni, 3645 nucleotides. The record is from the annotation of a GenBank genome assembly. Lineage: Eukaryota; Metazoa; Platyhelminthes; Trematoda; Plagiorchiida; Echinostomatidae.
AUGACCGAUCCCGAGGGGAUUAAAACAUGGAUUUACAGUUACUUGCAAUCAUCCAGGCGUAUCGCACCAGAAUAUACUUUCAUCCAGAAACCUGCUGGUCGUGGACAAAUGCGGUUUAUUUGUGAGCCCGGCGAGACUGGUGCAGGCGAAUCAACAAGUUCAUCAGCCAUAGCUCCUGCUUACACCAGAAGUUCGUGGACUGCAAAUUCAGAACAUCCGGCUGAAGAGGUUGAUCUAACGGCUGAUAUUCACGGUGGUUGGUCAAUGGAAAAUGCCAAAGCUCGAUUAAAUGAAUACCUACAAGCAACAAGACAGGAAAUGGGCAAAGAAGAGUACACUGCUCUGGGUCCGGAUCAUAACAGGAGUUAUGCUGCCGAAUUGACCAUUUAUGCCAAGAAGUCACGAAAAUUUCUUUGUGCGCGUGGCAGUGGUUCCAAUAAACAAAUGGCUUCACGCGCAUGUUGUCUGUCUUUGGUUCGGCAACUCUUUCAUGCCGGCGAGAUCGAAGCUUAUACGGGUGAAAAGAAGAAGAAGAAACAUGACGAGGUGUCUCCGACUGAUGUGACUGUGGAUCCUGCGCUGGAGCGUUCUCUGAACCAAUUAUUAGCCGAUUUGGGUUUACCGCCAACUGCUCAACCACCUAAAGUAGUCACACCGGAGCAACCGUUUAAUAUGAUCACACAUUACAACUUAACCGACUUCGAGGAGUCCCCGAAGCAAGCACCUCAGUUAGUGGCUUGGUGCCCACCGCAACCCAACUGGAAUCCUUGGACCGGGUGCAACAUUGAUGAAGGUCCUUACGCAUCUUUACCACUUAAUCAAAUAAAUGCCCAAUUAGCAGAGGAGCACUCUCACCGGAUCGAUCACUCACCUCAGUUGCGAGGGAUAUUGAAAGACCGAGCGGAGUUACCUGUGCAUGUAUAUCAACAUUCUGUUGUUGAAACGGUUCGGAAUAACCGCGUGACUCUCAUUCGUGGCGAAACUGGGUGCGGAAAAACAACUCAAAUUCCGCAGUUCAUCUUGGAUUCCUUCAUUGAGUCCGGUACUGGAGCCGAUUGUGCGGUUCUGGUGACUCAGCCCAGAAGAAUAUCAGCGAUCAGUUUGGCGGAGCGUGUUGCUUAUGAGCGUGGCGAAGCGGUUGGAACCUCGGUGGGUUAUUCUGUACGUUUUGAAAGCAUACUCCCACGGCCCUACGGAUCCAUCCUGUUCUGCACGGUCGGCACCAUGGCACGUAAAAUGGAAUCGGGUCUGCGUGGAGUCUCGCACAUCAUUGUGGACGAGAUUCACGAACGCGAUGUAAACACAGAUUUUAUGCUGGUUCUACUUCGAGACAUGAUUGCCGCCCAUAGUGGACUUCGGCUUGUAUUAAUGUCGGCCACAAUUGAUACUAGCAUGUUUGUAGACUACUUUGGAGAAUGUGCCAUUCUGGAUAUCGAAGGUCGUACCCACCCCGUGGAUUAUUACUUCUUGGAGGACUGCAUCAAAAUGCUCAACUACGUGCCACCUAUUGACGAUAGAAAACGUAAGCGUCGACUAGAUCCUGCUCAAGAACUGGAGGCUAGCGAGGAAAAUUGCAAUAACAUUUGUGAUCCAGAGUACGGACCAGUCGUGGCAAACGCUAUGCGUGAAAUCACGGAAAAAGAAGUCCCAUUUGAUCUUGUUGCACGCCUUCUCGAGCAGAUCGCUUCCAUGGAUAUUCCUGGAUCUGUUCUGAUAUUUCUACCCGGAUGGAAUAUUAUCAGCCUCUUGAGAAAAUUCCUGCAGGCGCACCCACGUUUUGGAAGCACCGACUAUCUGAUACUUCCAUUACAUUCACAAGUACCGAGAGAAGAUCAACGCCUCGUAUUUCGCUCCCCUCCCCCGGGUGUCACAAAAAUUGUGCUAUCUACAAACAUUGCCGAGACAUCAAUCACGAUCAAUGAUGUUGUUUUUGUGAUCGACUUUUGUUUGGUUCGAAUGAAGCAAUUCACAGCGCGCAAUAAUCUCACGUCCUAUUCAACCUCUUGGGCUAGUAAAACCAAUCUGGAGCAAAGACGAGGUCGGGCAGGACGUGUUCGUCCAGGAUAUGCAUUUCAUUUGUGCAGCCGUGCUCGUUUUGAUCAGCUGAAGCAGCACUCAACACCGGAGAUUUUGCGUACCCCGUUGCAUGAGUUGGCUUUGCUCAUCAAAUUGCUUCGCUUAGGCUCUGUUGGGGACUUUCUCAUGAAGGCGAUGCAGCCACCACCCUUGGAUGCUGUCAUUGAAGCGGAAUACACUCUCAAAGAGAUGAAAGCUCUUGAUAAGAAUGACGAACUCACACCCUUGGGAUCCAUAUUAGCCAGGUUACCAAUCGAACCACGCCUGGGCAAGAUGAUGGUGUUUGCUUGCGUUUUCAAACUUGGUUGUGCCUCUGCGCUUCUCGCUUCCGCCUCCAGUCUUGGUAUUGAUCCGUUCCUGAUGCCACCGGAUCGUCGUCGAUUGUCUGAAGGUCAGCGACAGUUUUCCGCUGGUUACUGCAGUGAUCAUCUAGCCGGCCUAAACAUUUUCCAAGUUUGGUCUGCUGAACGUGCUCGCCGUGGUGAUACAGCUGCUGAUAUGUUAUGUGAACGUCGUGAAUUAAAUGGUCCUUCGUUACGCAUUUUGGAGGAUGCAGGAAAUCAGAUUCGUAUGAUACUACUCAAUCUGUCCUUCCCCGAAGAAUGUCUUUCGGAUGCUUCGAUCGAUUUCAAUGUGCCCAACAAUCCGGAUUGUAUCACAUUGACCUCGUUGCUAACACUCGGUCUUUAUCCAAAUAUUUGUGCCCAUGUGGAGAAACGAAAAAUGCUCACCGUGGAGGGCACGGUGGCUUUGGCACACAAGGGUUCCGUGAACUGUUCCAAUGUCGCUGUCAAAUUUGCCCACCCGUUCUUUGUCUUCGAUGAGAAGGUACGCACACAAGCGGUCUCGUGCAAGGGCCUGACGAUGAUCAACCCCAUUCAACUGAUGCUUUUUGGUUGUCGAACUGCAACUUGGCGGAAUUCCGAUUCCAGUUCUCCCAGUGAAGGAAUUGUGCUGCUAGACGAUUGGAUACCUCUAAAGAUAAACUUUUCCACUGCCGCAAAUAUUUUCGCAUUACGACCAGCUCUCGAGGCUCUCCUUGUUCGAGCUUGUUUGCGUCCCGAGCAGUUAUCCGAUUUGGAUGAGCUUGAUCUUCGCGUAAUUAAAAUAGUACGUGAUUUGUGUGGUGGUGGUACCGGCUCUGGGUCUGAUGAUUUGACCACCACGUCUUCUCCACCUCGGAAACGUUUUGCAUCAGACUUUGGACAUCCACUUCUGUCUGGGCGAAACAGACGCGUAAACGAUUUUGGCGAUCGCGGAUUCGAUCGUUAUGUAAAUCAUCCCCAGUCUCGAUUUGGUGUCCCGUUGGAUGGUGCAGAUUAUGGCGGAUUUCAGGGAGAGCGAAAGAUGGCAAACUUUCGACCCUAUGCUCCCCGUGGACAAUCGUUCAAUAAUGGUGUUCGCUACGGUGCACCACGUCAACCGUACUUUCAGAAUUCCGGAAAUCUUGGAUUUCAACCUAAUCCUCGCGCCCGAUUUCCACCCGCAUGGAUACAGCAACAGCCAACAUUACCACCACAACCUAAUCCCGAUGCCUGGAACCAAUGGAACCCACGUCCUUAUGAGUAA